AAGUUUCAUUUUACUCCUUUUGGGACAAAUCAUCCUGCUGAGGGAGACCAGAGGGGAAAGGAAACGGAGGGGAAAGGAAAAUAUCCAGAAGCGACAUGUACACACCCAUCUCUCAGAGCGGCUCCCCGUUCCCGGCCUCUGUGAAGAACCCCGGCCUGCACAUCUGGCGGGUGGAGAAGCUGAAGCCGGUGCCCGUCGCCCCUGAGAACCAGGGCAUCUUCUUCUCAGGAGACUCCUACCUGGUCCUGCACAAUGGCCCAGAAGAACUCUCUCACCUGCACCUGUGGAUAGGUCAGCAGUCAUCUCGGGAUGAGCAGGGGGCCUGCGCGGUGCUGGCCGUCCACCUCAACACCCUGCUCGGGGAGCGGCCCGUGCAGCACCGGGAAGUGCAGGGCAAUGAGUCUGACCUCUUCAUGAGCUACUUCCCACGGGGCCUCAAGUACCAGGAAGGCGGUGUGGAGUCUGCAUUUCACAAGACCUCCCCCGGGGGCGCCCCAGCUGCCAUCAAGAAACUCUACCAGGUGAAGGGGAAGAAGAACAUCCGGGCCACUGAGCGGGCGCUGAGCUGGGCCAGCUUCAACACUGGGGACUGCUUCAUCCUGGACCUGGGCCAGACCAUCCUCGCCUGGUGCGGUGGCAAGUCCAACAUCCUGGAGCGCAACAAGGCGAGGGACUUGGCCCUGGCCAUUCGGGACAGCGAGCGCCAGGGCAAGGCCCACGUGGAGAUCGUCCCUGAUGGGGAGGAGCCCGAGGAGAUGCUGCAGGUCCUGGGCCCCAAGCCCGCGCUGAAGGAGGGGAACCCUGAGGAAGACCUCACAGCCGACCAGACAAACGCCCAGGCCGCCGCUCUGUAUAAGGUCUCAGAUGCCACUGGGCAGAUGAACCUGACCAAGGUGGCUGACUCAAGCCCCUUCCCCCACAAGCUGCUCCUAGCUGACGACUGCUUCGUGCUGGACAACGGGCUCUGCGGCAAGAUCUACAUCUGGAAGGGGCGAAAGGCUAAUGAGAAGGAGCGGCAGGCGGCCUUCCGUGUGGCAGAGGACUUCAUCUCCCGCAUGCAGUACGCGCCCAGCACUCAGGUGGAGAUUCUGCCUCAGGGCCGGGAGAGUCCUAUCUUCAAGCAAUUCUUCAAGGACUGGAAGUGAGGCCCGAGGCUCCCUGUCCCGACUCUCCUGCCUGAGCACCUGCCGCCUGUGUCCCCCUCUGGCGCUUGGUCCAUGCAGAUGCGUGCCCCCUGUGGAUGUUCAAUAAAGGAAGCAAACGCUU
Molecule: messenger RNA, 1266 nt
Organism: Echinops telfairi (small Madagascar hedgehog)
Lineage: Eukaryota; Metazoa; Chordata; Mammalia; Afrosoricida; Tenrecidae
Gene: CAPG
Product: capping actin protein, gelsolin like
Exons: 10
Coding region: 96-1145 (349 amino acids)
Biological process (GO): actin filament severing; actin polymerization or depolymerization; barbed-end actin filament capping
Cellular component (GO): actin cytoskeleton; cytoplasm
Molecular function (GO): actin filament binding; phosphatidylinositol-4,5-bisphosphate binding
Source: RefSeq, a predicted model, not a curated record